Molecule: messenger RNA, 2358 nt
Organism: Lactuca virosa
Lineage: Eukaryota; Viridiplantae; Streptophyta; Magnoliopsida; Asterales; Asteraceae
Source: the annotation of a GenBank genome assembly
AUGUUGAAGCUUUACCUUAAUGGCGUCUUCUGGUUUUUGUUAUGUCUUAAUUAUGCUUCCUCUCUCACCUCCGAUGGCCUCUCGCUGCUCUCUCUAAAAUCCGCAGUUGAUGGCGGUGACACCGCCUUUCCCAACUGGAACGACGACGACAGUACCCCGUGUCAGUGGACCGGCGUCACGUGCGCCAACAUUUCCGGGGUUUCCGGACCACGUGUUGUUGGUCUUUCUCUUGCCGGGAAAAAUCUCCGGGGUUAUAUUCCGUCGGAACUCGGGAAUUUGGUGUAUCUCCGGCGACUCAAUUUACAUGGGAACAAUUUCUACGGCUCAAUUCCAGACCCAAUCUUCAAUGCAACGUCGCUUCACAGUAUAUUCCUUUACGAUAACAACCUCACCGGUCGUCUACCGUCGUCGAUUUGCAAUCCACCUCGUCUCCAAAACGUCGAUUUAUCUCAUAAUUUACUCACUGGUACCAUACAGAAGUUUCUAGGUAAUUGCCGGCAGUUGCAGCGGCUAGUUCUCGCCGGCAACAAAUUAUCCGGCGAAAUCCCGUCAGGAAUCUUCCCGGAGUUAGCGAAUUUGGUUCAGCUUGAUAUCUCUUCAAAUUCUCUCAACGGAUCGGUACCUUACGAUAUCGGCCAAUUGAAAUCGUUGUCGGGAACCCUAAAUCUUUCUUUCAACCGAUUCACCGGAAAGCUACCAGAAUCUUUAGGUGAUUUGCCGUUGACCGUCAGUUUUGAUCUCCGAGACAAUAAUUUCACCGGAGAAAUACCACAAACAGGUUCUUUCUCGAACCAAGGCCCGACGGCGUUCUUAAACAAUCCAUCACUUUGCGGAUUUCCGUUGCAGAAAACCUGCCGGGAUAGUAAUUCGGCAACUCCCCCAGGAACCCAGAGUGUUACGCCCACCAUCGACGAUAAUGAUUCCAAAAAGGGGUUGAAACCAGGUUUAAUUAUUCUGAUUUCAGUGGCCGAUGCAUUUGGUGUUGCGUUAAUUGGAUUAAUUAUUGUUUAUUUGUAUUGGAGGAAGAAAGAUUCAAAUGGUUGCAGUUGUACAGGUAAACGUAGAUUUGGCGGAAAUCAGAAAUCCAAAUUCUGUUCAUUUCCAUGUGUAGGUGGAUUUCCCAACACAGAUUCAGAAAUUGAGUCGGAAAAGGGUAGCGGCGUUAGUGUUAGUGGUGGCGGUGGUGGUGGUGGUGGAGAAGGAGGAGAGCUUGUAGCGAUUGAUAAAGGGUUUAGUUUUGAGUUAGAUGAAUUGUUGAGAGCUUCUGCUUAUGUGUUGGGGAAGAGUGGUCUGGGGAUUGUGUAUAAAGUGGUGCUCGGAAAUGGGAUUCCGGUAGCCGUGAGGCGGUUGGGUGAGGGCGGUGAACAGCGGUAUAAGGAGUUUGUGGCGGAGGUUCAGGCAAUUGGGAGGGUGAAACAUCCAAAUGUGGUGAAAUUAAGAGCUUAUUAUUGGGCUCCCGAUGAAAAGCUGCUGAUCAGUGAUUUCAUUUCUAACGGCAAUUUGGCUUCCGCAUUACGUGGUCAAACAUCAACGGUCCUGUCAUGGUCAACAAGGUUGAGGAUCACGAAAGGAACUGCCAGAGGCUUAGCGUAUCUCCAUGAAUGUAGUCCUCGAAAAUUUGUUCAUGGAGACAUCAAGCCCUCGAACAUUCUCCUUGACAAUGAGCACCAACCGUAUAUAUCUGAUUUCGGUUUGAACAACCUUAUUAGCAUCACCGGUAACAACCCGUCAUCCUCAGGCGGCUUCAUGGGUGGGGCCCUUCCAUACUUGAAGUCAACUCAAACGGAAAAAGUCAACAACUACAGAGCACCCGAAGCCCGAGUGUCAGUCAACCGACCAACACAAAAAUGGGAUGUCUAUUCUUUCGGUGUAGUUGUGCUUGAACUGCUAACUGGAAAGUCGCCUGAGCUUUCAUCUCCCACAACCUCAACUUCUACUGAACUCCCGGAUUUAGUGAAGUGGGUAAGGAAAGGUUUUGAAGAGGAAACUCCACUAUCCGAUAUGGUUGAUCCGAUGUUACUUCAAGAAGUACAUGCAAAAAAAGAAGUGCUAACAAUGUUUCACUUAGCCCUUGCGUGUACUGAGCGAGACCCUGAUAUUCGACCCCGAAUGAAAACGGUGUCUGAGAGUCUCGAAAGGAUUAGAACAUAAGUCAACUAAUAAUGAGUUGAACUAUGUUUUUUUGAUCAAGGAUAAAUAAGUUCUAGUUAAUUGUCAUGUUAUUAUUUGUUGGAAUGUAACAGAAAAUCAUAUUUUUGGUGAUGGGAUGGUUCACAUUGGUGGUUGAAAGAAUCUUUCAUUUUCUAUGAAAAGGAAGGUACAUUUUAUGAAAGGACAUUGGUCGUUCUUUAAUAGGAA